Camellia sinensis is the source of this 759-nucleotide messenger RNA. NCBI's taxonomy places the organism in Eukaryota, Viridiplantae, Streptophyta, Magnoliopsida, Ericales, Theaceae. The record is from RefSeq and is a predicted model, not a curated record.
AUGGAAGGGAAAAAGGUGAGGAUUGGUUUGGUUAAUAUGGAGUACGAAGUUGGUGAAAAUUAUCAAAUGCCUGGAUUACCAAAGGCAGAGACAGUAACAGUACGUUUUGAUCGUGUGGGCAAGGAUAGCCAAUGGUCAGACUUCUUCCCUAAAUGGAUUGAUGAAGAUGAGAAAAAAGGCCGACCAUUGUGCCCAGAAAUCCCAAUGCCGAAAUUUGAGGAUUAUCAUGGGCUCAACGUGGUUGUAGCUAGGGUUCCAUGUAAAAAAUGGGCGGAGAGGGAAGGUAUUAAGGAUGUGUUUAGGUUACAACUUAACUUAGUGGUUGCUAAUCUGUUGGUAAGGAGUGGAUGGAAGAAUGACAAUCAUCAACUUGAUCGAACGGUGUAUGCUGUGUUUAUCAGUUCUUGUGGACCCAUGCGUGAAAUAUUUAGAUGCGAGGAUCUCUUAAUGCAUGAAGACAAUUUUUUUGUUUAUAGGCCAAAUUUGAGAAAAUUAAAACAGAAGGUGCUCAUGCCUGUUGGGACAUGCCAGGUUGCUCCUCCUUACGAAGAACCAGGUGAGUUUCAAUCUAUUUUGGUGAUCUCUUGUCGCAAUGUUGUGUUCAUUAAGAAAACCUACAAAUUGAAAAGCAAAUGGAAGUUCAUGAAAUUAAAGAAGAAAAAGCUGACAAACCUUUGUCUAGAACAAGGAUUUGGAAGCAAAAUUUCAUUUCAUUGUGCUGUUUACAGGCCUAGUUUGUCAUCAAAUUCACCAAUUUAA